Molecule: messenger RNA, 950 nt
Organism: Bactrocera tryoni
Lineage: Eukaryota; Metazoa; Arthropoda; Insecta; Diptera; Tephritidae
Gene: TBCB
Product: tubulin-folding cofactor B
Exons: 4
Coding region: 99-824 (241 amino acids)
Biological process (GO): tubulin complex assembly; cytoplasmic microtubule organization; post-chaperonin tubulin folding pathway
Cellular component (GO): cytoplasm; microtubule plus-end; nucleus
Molecular function (GO): alpha-tubulin binding; microtubule plus-end binding
Source: RefSeq, a predicted model, not a curated record
CAACUGUCAUAGCGAAACUGAAAACAACAAAAGCGAAUUUCAAGUCUGAUUUCAUUUAAUUAAACUAGCUUUUGUAGUACACAUAUACCUACGUAAUAAUGGAGCCCUUGCAGAUCAAUAGUGGUGAGGAUUAUGUUAAAGUCAAUAUAUCGAAUUCCAAAAACGACAGCAUCGCGCUGGACUUGAAAUUUGCAAAAAGCCUUACAAUCGGCCAACUGAAGUGUAAAUUGGAAAUCAUAACAGGCGGUAAUGCGGCUACAAUGCAAUUGGAGUUGUAUAAUGGCGAUCGACUGGUCACAAGUCUGCAUGAUGACAGCGUUUUAUUGGGCGCGUUGCCUAUAGAAACGGGUAUGCGCAUACAUGUAAUCGACAAUUUCAACUGGAUAGCGGAUGUGGAGAAAUUCGAGCUAACCGAUGAGCAAUACGAAACCAAGCAGGAUACUGUGCGUAAUUUUCUGAAAAAGAAUCGCAUGGGCAAGUACAAUGAGGAAGAGACGCGUCAGAAGGAAGAAAAAUUGCAACGACAACGGCAGCUGGAGCAGGAGCGCGCUGAGUUGUGCACUAUCGGUGCGCGCUGUCAGGUGACAGUGCCUGCCAAUCCAGUGCGUCGUGGUACCGUCAGAUACAAUGGGCCAAUUGAUGGCAAGAAAGGUAUUUUCAUUGGUGUAGAGUAUGAUGAGCCACUUGGCAAGAAUAAUGGAAGCGUCGAUGGCAAGGCGUACUUCUCUUGCGCACAAAACUACGGCGGUUUUGUGCCACCAACGGCUGUAGAAGUUGGCGAUUUCCCACCAGAGGACACAGGGCUCGAAGAAGAUGAGAUUUAAAACAAGACGACUUAAAGUAUACACUACGCAUUUGUGAUUGAUUUUAUUUAAAAACUUAGUAACGUACAUACAUACACAUACAUAUAUUUUAUAAAGCUAGUUUUGUAUAAUUUAAAUUAAAACUUU